Messenger RNA from Letharia columbiana, 1587 nucleotides. RefSeq lists its product as uncharacterized. Bases 1 to 1587 code for a protein of 528 amino acids. Gene Ontology annotation, molecular function: protein kinase binding; protein-folding chaperone binding; heat shock protein binding. The record is from RefSeq and is a predicted model, not a curated record. Gene Ontology annotation, biological process: protein folding; protein stabilization. Gene Ontology annotation, cellular component: cytoplasm. The transcript has 2 exons. NCBI's taxonomy places the organism in Eukaryota, Fungi, Ascomycota, Lecanoromycetes, Lecanorales, Parmeliaceae.
AUGGUAGUCAACUAUAGUAAAUGGGAUGCCCUCGAGCUCUCCGACGACUCAGACAUCGAAGUCCACCCCAACGUCGACAAACGAUCCUUUAUCCGGGCAAAGCAAAACCAAAUACAUCAGGCACGCUACCAACGACGGCACGAGAUCAGUACCCUCAAAUACGAGCGAUUAGUCAAUGAUGGCAUGCUCGAACGCAUUGACACUCUACUGGCAUCUCUCCGCAACCAUGCUGCCCAAGCGCAGGGAGAGAACCCGGAUGAGUUCAUGAUGCAAGCGUUGAUGGAGUGUGCCAGGGACCCUGGGAAUGACAAGCCGCCAGAUCCACCGGAGGGUGUGCACUAUAAGGAGGAGCAACCUCUGUACUCGCAGAUGAUUGCUGGCUUGGUGGAUCAGGUGAAGAAAGAGGUCGGACCAGAGCCAGAAGACUGGUAUAAGAGCUAUGUGAAGGGCGUGGAGGGACAUAAGCUGAAAGUGCAGAAUCUACAGAAAGAUCUGUUUGAUCGGCUGGCGCAGCUGGAGAAGGAGGAGGCGAGCAAGAUUACGAGUGACAGUAUACACGAGGGUUUCAACACAUCUUCUGUAUCGAAAGAGCAAGAAAAACCGAAGCCAAAACCCAAGGCAGAGGCUGUGGAGGUGCUUAAUCCAGGAUCACUCAAGAAGAAUCCGUUACGGCGGCUGGACAGUGAAGGCCAAACCUCAGGUGCCGAUGCAGAUGUGGACGAGCCUGGAUCUAUAGACGAAACGAAAGAUGAUGACCAGGACAUCGAGCCUACGAAGCUUGGGAAGGAGUUCGCCAAAAUCAAGAUAGGCGGCUACAGGGAAUGUCUAAAGUUCAUAUCCGAGCACCAUGAAGUGGUUGCGGAACGGGAGACAGAUGGGCUACUCAUGGAGGCCUUCAAUGCCCAAAUGGAUGGCAAGGCGGCCUACUCUAAACAGUGUGUUCACCAAGCACUGUUGCUGCAAUACUGCAGAUCACUAGGUAAAGACGGAGUGGGACUCUUCUUCAAACGGAUCACGACACCUGGCCACAACGCCCAAAAAGUCUUCCUCGACGACGUCAACAAUACCUACGCUCGUAUCCGUACCCGUACUGCGGAAUUGGCUAAAGAACGCGCCGCCAACCCCAAAGGCACCGAGACCGAAGUCGAGCAAAUCCAACUGCACGCCGUAGAGCCUGGAACCGAAAUCCACAUCAACGUCCCCAAGCCCAACAGCACAGAAGACGUAGAGCAACAGGCUCGUAUCAUCUUUGAACGCUUCCCGCCAGGCCUGCAGAGGGCGUUGGAGAGUGGCAGUCUGGAUCGGGUGAAUGAGGUGCUGGGGAAGAUGAGUGUGAGCGAGGCCGAGGAAGUAGUGGAGCAACUGGGUGAGGGAGGUAUGCUAAGUUUGGAGGGGGGUGUUAUCGAUUCGACAACGGAGGAGGGGAGGGAUAGGUUGAAGGAGCUAGAGAGGGAGGCGAGGGAGGGGAAGGAAAUUGGGGAGCCUGGGGGUGUAGAGGAGGAGGCUGAGGCUGGCGCUGGCUUGAAGAAGUCGGAGGUGGGGGAGAGGGGAAGUGCGGAUGAGGUGCCAAUAGCUGAUGUCGAUUAG